AUGAGUGGUCUCGAUCUAGAAAAGAAGUUGAGCGUUAACCAGGCCUCAACCGGCGAGAAUGCGUCUGGAUCUGAAGAUGCAGAUGCGCUUAAGCUGGCUGAGAUGGGUUACACGCAGGACCUGCAGCGCAAUUUCUCCCUGCUGUCCCUGGUCGGCAUUGCGUUUUGUAUGUCAAACUCUUGGUUCGGUAUCUCAGCAUCCUUGAUCACCGGUAUCAGCUCUGGAGGUACCGUCCUCAUUGUUUACGGCUUGCUCUGGAUCACCUUUAUCUCGACUUGUGUCGCUGCCUCCCUCUCGGAACUGGCUAGCUCCAUGCCCAAUGCCGGUGGGCAAUACUUCUGGGCGAACGAGCUUGCUCCGAAGAAAUAUGCCCGGUUCUUCUCCUAUCUUACCGGCUGGUUCGGAUACGCUGGUGCCAUUUUCGCGAGUGCCAGUGUUGCUCUCAGUCUUGGAUCUGGUGUUGUGGGAAUGUGGCAACUUGGCCAUCCGUCAUUUGUUCCCAAAGCCUGGCAUACUGUAGUAGCAUACCAGCUCAUCAACUUCUUCUGCUACCUCUUCAACUGUUGGGGCAAAACCCUGCCUGCUGUGGCAAAAGCAACGCUGUACAUCUCGUUGCUUUCUUUCCUGGUCAUCCUUAUUGUUGUCCCGGCUUGCGCCAACCCGCAUGCCAGUGGAUCCUAUGUUUUCGGGCAUUUCGUCAACUCCACUGGCUGGAAAUCAGAUGGAAUCGCUUUCAUUGUCGGUUUGAUCAACCCGAACUGGAUCUUUGCCUGCUUGGAUUCGGCCACUCAUCUUGCCGAAGAGGUGCCGCAGCCCGAGAAGAACAUUCCUGUUGCGAUCAUGGCCACCGUCGGCAUUGGUUUCGUUACCUCAUGGACCUACUGUAUUGCGAUGUUUUUCAGUCUCCAAGACCUUGAUGCACUUUUGAACACCGCCACAGGAGUGCCCAUCCUGGAACUUUACUACCAGGCUCUGAAGAACAGGGCAGGUGCAAUUGUUCUGGAAACCCUCCUAGUAGUGACGGGUAUGGGUUGCUUGAUUGCCUGCCACACUUGGCAGUCACGUCUUGCCUGGGCCUUCGCUCGUGAUCGCGGUAUGCCUGGACAUCAACUGCUCUCCAAGGUCAACAUGACCUUGGAUGUCCCCUUACAUGCCCACAACGCCAGCGCAUUCAUUGUUGCUGUUCUCGGCCUGCUCUACUUGGGAUCCUCUACCGCUUUCAACAGCAUGGUCACAGCGUGCAUCUCGCUUCUGUACAUCUCGUACUCUAUCCCCGUUAUCUGCCUUUUGUAUGUUGGUCGCGACAACAUCAAGCACGGUCCAUUCUGGCUGGGCAAGUGGGGUCUUGCUGCGAACAUUGUCACCCUGGCAUGGACUCUUUUCUGUCUCGUUAUGUACUCGUUCCCUGCGACUAUGCCAGUCACAACAGGAAAUAUGAACUAUGUUUCGGCCGUUUAUGGCGUCGUUGUCUUCAUUGUUCUGUGUGACUGGUUUGCACGAGGAAGACGUUCAUUCCGAGGCAGCCAGAGUUGCGUGGAAGGAGAAAGUGCCGAGUAAAGCGACGCUGGAUCAUCAAAUACUCUUCACCUCCCCUUAUUCUCAUGUCGUGAGUGCCUCGCAAAACAAAGGCACAUUCAUGGGCUACGAAACCACACGAAGACACCUAGCGAGUCUGGGAUCUUCAUCAUGACUGAAAAAGAAAAGCAUCUGUAUAUAGACGAUACCCCGGUGAUAUGGAGUCGGUAUAGAUCAAUUCAAAAAAGUUUAAAAUAUAGCUGAGGCUUUCCAGGUGGUAGUUUCAAUGAUGAGACGAAGCCUAAUGGAGUGUAUUCCCACGGAUAAAGAAGACAGAACCCUGUAAAU
Aspergillus welwitschiae is the source of this 1863-nucleotide messenger RNA. Its product is annotated as putative choline transport protein Ctr. The transcript has 3 exons. Gene Ontology annotation, molecular function: transmembrane transporter activity. Gene Ontology annotation, cellular component: membrane. The coding region runs from base 1 to 1557 and encodes 518 amino acids. NCBI's taxonomy places the organism in Eukaryota, Fungi, Ascomycota, Eurotiomycetes, Eurotiales, Aspergillaceae. The record is from RefSeq and is a predicted model, not a curated record. Gene Ontology annotation, biological process: transmembrane transport.